Condylura cristata (star-nosed mole) is the source of this 3823-nucleotide messenger RNA. It is a transcript of the gene PRRX1, whose product is annotated as paired related homeobox 1. Gene Ontology annotation, biological process: regulation of DNA-templated transcription. The record is from RefSeq and is a predicted model, not a curated record. The coding region runs from base 42 to 779 and encodes 245 amino acids. Lineage: Eukaryota; Metazoa; Chordata; Mammalia; Eulipotyphla; Talpidae. Gene Ontology annotation, molecular function: DNA-binding transcription factor activity, RNA polymerase II-specific; DNA binding. The transcript is spliced from 4 exons.
GAGCGGGAAGAGGGGGGUGGGUGGGAUCGGAGGGGGAGACCAUGACCUCCAGCUACGGGCACGUUCUGGAGCGGCAACCGGCGCUGGGCGGCCGCUUGGACAGCCCCGGCAACCUCGACACCCUGCAGGCGAAAAAGAACUUCUCCGUCAGUCACCUGCUAGACCUGGAGGAAGCCGGGGACAUGGUGGCGGCGCAGGCGGACGAGAGUGUGGGCGAGGCGGGCCGGAGUCUACUGGAGUCGCCGGGACUCACCAGCGGCAGCGACACCCCGCAGCAGGACAAUGAUCAAUUGAACUCAGAGGAAAAGAAGAAGCGAAAGCAGCGGAGGAACAGGACAACCUUCAAUAGCAGCCAGCUGCAGGCUUUGGAGCGUGUCUUUGAGAGGACACACUAUCCGGAUGCUUUUGUGCGAGAAGACCUCGCCCGUCGGGUGAACCUCACUGAAGCCAGGGUGCAGGUGUGGUUUCAGAACCGAAGAGCCAAGUUCCGCAGGAAUGAGAGAGCCAUGCUGGCCAAUAAAAACGCUUCCCUCCUCAAAUCCUACUCAGGAGAUGUGACUGCUGUGGAGCAGCCCAUCGUACCUCGUCCGGCUCCAAGACCCACUGAUUAUCUCUCCUGGGGGACGGCGUCUCCGUACAGCGCCAUGGCUACUUAUUCUGCCACAUGUGCCAACAAUAGCCCUGCACAGGGCAUCAACAUGGCCAACAGCAUUGCCAACCUGAGACUGAAGGCCAAGGAAUAUAGUUUACAGAGGAACCAGGUGCCAACAGUCAACUGAGGAAAAAAAUAAUUAAACAGGCCUAAGAAGAAAUCAAAAACCAUAUGAAACCUAUCCUGCUCUGUCAUUUCUUCAUCUGCUGGAAAAAAAACAAAACAAAACAAAACAAAAUAAAACCAAACAAAAACAGAACUAAAAUAUUGGGACCAUGGCAGAGAAAAGCAGGAGAGGAAGCAAAAUGAAAAUUAGUUAACAAAUAUUCCUCCUCCCUCUGGGAUAUCACCACCACUUGUUUCUGUGUGUGUUAAUUUUGUUUUUCCUUUCUAUUCAUGCGCUUUGCUUUAUAUACUCCGAGCUUCUUUCAGUUAGGUUCAGCCCACUCACCCUCAUGAUUGUAUGGGUUUUUUAAAACAUUUACAGCUGCCAAAGAAAAUAUAUAUAUAUAUGGAGAGAGAGAUUCAGAGUAAUUGCCUGUGGUCUCCUCAUUGACUGGUUGAAACCUCCGUGCCUUACCCUACCCUUUCCAGUUCUCUGUACAGAAGCUCUAGGAGUGUUUGAAAAGUCAAAGUCUUUCUGAAGAGUGUGUGCCAGACCCGAUUCCCAUUCUCAUUGUCUCCAUCUCUGUUGGUUAUGGUCAGCUACUGGGGAAAAAAAACAACAACAUUGUCUACAACAUCUGGUUACUGGUGUGUCUGACUCAAUGUGUGAUCAGCUGUGUUUGGCUAAUUCUAAGUUCUAAAUUACAGAUUUAAGUUUAAGCUGUUGAUGAUAAUAUCAGCAUUCCAUCACCCCUUGCCUACAUACAAAUAAUCAGUCAUCUUAAGUUAAAGAUAUUUGUUAUUUUUGAAUGAUUUGCUUCACAGGCUAUUGAGUAGAAGAAAAAUUUUUCACUCACGAGAGGGAGAAAGAAAUUUCUCUAACAGACUGGGUUGUGAAACGGAUGGCCUAUGUCUCUUUGGUGCCUUAAGGGUAGUCAGAUGCACACUUAUAUAUAUACUGUAUAUAUUAUAUAUUUUAUAUAUAUAUAUAAUAUUCUUGAAAGCUGGAGUUUGCAGUUUCUCAAACACAUCAAAGAGAAAUUUCACACUAUCACCACCAUCCUUGUCUCUCCAGUGGUGAGACUUUUAAUUAGGGAUCUUGAUCCUUUCUUUCUCUACACAAUUCUCAUUAAGGCCAUAGAGAAGUGGUUAGGCAGCUGUUGGAGAACAGAUCUUAUUUUCCCAUUAGGGUUUUAAAUAAAGAAUAAAUGAUUAGAGGCUAUAAAAGUGUCCUUAGACUUGGAGCCUGAUAUGUCCUCCCUGUCCUGGGAAUGACACCAAGAAAGAGGAGGUAAAGCCAUUUAGUUGCCUGACUUUUCCACUCAACAGGACUAUGAGAGAUGCACAUUUUAAGUGGAAUACUUAAAGGUUUGUCUAAAUUCCAAAACCUUGUAAAGCAAUUGUGGGCUCUUUUUAUUUUCUCAUAUUUUGCAGUAAAGCUUAGUGUCUGGGGCUGGGAGCUUUCUUUGUUUCCUUUUCUUUGUUUUCAGUCAUGCUUUUGUAACUCACCGGGUGGACUUGACCAAACCACAUUGCCAUGUGGUGCCUCAGUUUACCUUUUUGUAAAUGGUUUAACAAUACUUACCUACCUCACAGGGGUGUUGUGAGGCUCUAUUCAUUUGCUUCUUCAUUCUUUCCUGUAUCCUCUGUAUGUCCAGCACUUUGUAGCCAUGGGAGGAAAGACAUUCAAUGCUAAUAGAACGAAGGAUACAGCACCUGGAAGCCUUGUUUUCUAGUAAGGUAAUGCUACCACCCGGACUUGGAAAUAGUUGGCAAUAGUUUCUCUUUCUAGACCUCUCUAAAACACAUCAUUUGACCAAAGAAUAAGACACACAGAACAUAAUUUUGACUUAUAUUUUCAUCCUGAUCAGCUUGAUUCUAAUAAUGUUAGUUAUCAGUGAUUAAAAGCUACAGAAUGAUUUUGGCCAAAUGUGCCAUCUUUGAGUGACAGGCAAAGAAUUCUGGGUUUAUGAUGCACUUUCAGCACACAUUUGUGUCUUCCCUUGACAUAUCAGAUUGAGCUAAUGGUAUUUUUUUCAAUCAAUAGCCAACCUGAAAAUGUAUGUCAAAUAUCAGUUCUGUAUUUCUUUCAGUAAUAAGAAAGAAGCCCACCUUGUGCCUUCUGCUUUCUUUGACUGAAUUCAUUCUCUUUUAAGUUUAUUUCUUACUGAACAAUAGUGUGGGCUAGCUGAACACACAUUAUUUGCUUCCUAAAGAAUCCUUUGACUUAUUCUUUUGUCCCACUAGCUGCUGCCAGUGAUUUAAGUUUCCAAGGAACAGUUUAUCCUAAUAGAAAAAAAAUUCUUUGAGUUAUGAAAUAAGUGCAAUCCAAGAAAUUAAUGAAUUUUGGGAAUUUGGAGCUAAGGGAGUUAAAAAAGGUAGGGAACAGAAAUCAUGAGAACAUUUUCUGAAGAAGGGAGGAAUCUUUGAAGAAAGAGAACAUACAUGCGAGAGAGAGAGAGAGAGAGCACCAUGUGAGACAAAGUCAUUUGAAGUUCUCAUUUUGACAUUCAUUUUUAGUUGUGCACAGAAAAAUCUGAAUUUCUAAUCUGAAUGCUAGGAGACACUGUGCAGUCCUACUCUAUGCCUGGGCAGAUGGUGACUGAAACACAACAGAGUAACCUGUGCCAGUCAGGCACAGGAAUGUUCAUACCUGGUGAAUCAACACCAAUAUCUAUUAUGAAACAAGAACAACGCACAUGCUACAAGCACUCAGUUUUGCUUUUCUAAUGAAUGAUGUUGAGAAAAUACCAUUUCAUAUGUGCUUUGGAGAAAGACUUCUGGCUCUUCAGCCGGAUGUCAGCAAAAGACCCGAGAACCCCAAAAUACAAAGGCUUAUGUCUGUUCCACAUAAGCAUUAUCCCCAGAUACAAAUGAACACAUCUAAACAUCUGUCAAUGCCCCAACUCUCCCCAAAUGAGAUACUGAUUUGUAGGGUACUUGUCAGGUUAAGUGAAACCCAAAGAGGUGACUUAAUAAAAAAAGGGAAUGACAUUAGGGUAUAAAGUUCUCAUAAAAAUGUAAUAUGUAAAUUAUAUCUUGCUUUAUGAUGUAAAAUAUACAUUG